Striga hermonthica is the source of this 1695-nucleotide messenger RNA. The record is from the annotation of a GenBank genome assembly. Lineage: Eukaryota; Viridiplantae; Streptophyta; Magnoliopsida; Lamiales; Orobanchaceae.
AUGCCUUUGUCAGAGUUUUUGAAGAUGGUGGCCGGGAGAAUGGAGUCCGGCCAACAGAGAUCAUGUUCGACUGCUCCCUCUUCCCGGCCGGAAAAUGAUUUUGACGAGCUUAUUUGGCGAAACGGUGAGGUCAGCAUUCAAGGUCAGUCGAGCCAGCCCAAGACACCAGUUAACCAUGGUUUACCUUGUGACACGAGCAAACAUCCUGAGUCGAGACUCAGUACAAUGAGUGGGGUUGAGAGUAUGUUGAACGAGAUAACACCGGUGCUGAUGGAGCCCAUGAGGGAGUUGGGUUUAAGCGAAGAUGAUGAGAUGGAUCCUUGGUUAGAUGCCCUUACUCAGGAUCAUGCUUCUGUGCUUGUACCCGAGACAUCCUGUGUCAAGGCUAAUCCAGUCUCCACACAUAAUAGUAGCUUAUUGUCUUGUGUAAGUAAUUUGCAGAGUGGUGGUGAAGGCCCCUCGAGAGUUCGCCUAAUGGGUUCGUGGCCUCCGCCUCAUCAUCCCCAGAGAUCAGAUACUCUGGGAUCAGGAGUUUCCGCUAACCUUGUGAAAGCCAGGGACCUGAGUUCUCAUGAAAAAGAGGUGUUGAAGGAGAAAGCUCCGGAUGUGAAAUCAGGAAUCAUUGAGAGAUUUAAUGGUGUUUCAUCAGCCAAGCCGGCUGAGGCAAGUUGUGGGCAACCGAAAGCGGCUAAGGAAUCCUGUCCUCUAGAAAGAACGGACAAUUUGUGCCAACAGAACUCGGCUAAGAAUGAGAAGUCUGUAUUGGUAAGCAGUACUACUGACACGAGCAAAUGGGGUCCUCAAGGGGAGAAGUUUGUCGAGCCUGUGGUUGCUUCUUCUUCUGUGGGCUCGGGGAACAGUGCAGAUAGAGUUUCUUGCCAACAGACAAAAUAUUUGAAGAGAAAGUUUCAUGAGGCGGAUGAUUCUGAAUGCAGGAGUGAUGAUGUUGAAGCGGAAUCUUUGGGUGUCAGAAAACCAGCUCCAGCUCGAGGUGGAGGAUCAAAGAGAAGCCGGGCGGCAGAAGUGCAUAAUCUUUCUGAAAGGAGACGAAGAGACAGGAUCAAUGAGAAAAUGCGUGCUCUACAGGAACUUAUACCAAAUUGCAAUAAGGCGGAUAAAGCUUCGAUGCUCGAUGAAGCUAUUGAAUAUCUAAAGACCCUUCAGCUUCAAGUACAGGUUAUGUCGAUGGGUGCCGGAUUAUGCAUGCCCCCUAUGAUGUUCUCGACAGGAUUCCCACACAUGCCUCAUCCAGCUCACAUGCCACAUCAUCCAGCGAUUGGAAUGGGCAUGGGUUUCGGGAUGGGCAUGAUGGAUAUGAAUGGUGGCAUGCCCAGAUGUCCAGUUUCGCCCGUGCAAGGAUUGCAUUUUCCUGCAAGAUUGCCUUUGUACGGGCAUCAUCCUGGUCAAGGGCUUCCAAAUUUUGUAACUGGGCAGUCUUCAUUGAAUUUUCCCAUGGGACUAAGUAAUGGAGGUCAUAAUGGUAAUACUACGAAUAUGAAUCUACCGUCAAAUUGUAGUGGUGUGGUACCCAGUGGCUCAAUUCACGCCGAAUCUCAAAAGCCCCAAGUAACCAAUGAAGUUGAGAAUCAACCUGCUAUGGCGCAAGAAAAUAAACAGACGAACAAUGCUAGUGCCCCUGCAAAUAUUACAUCUGCUACAGAAACUGACAUUAGCAAAGAAGCAGGUAUCCAAUAA